Messenger RNA from Arachis ipaensis, 2353 nucleotides. NCBI's taxonomy places the organism in Eukaryota, Viridiplantae, Streptophyta, Magnoliopsida, Fabales, Fabaceae. The record is from RefSeq and is a predicted model, not a curated record.
UCUUUAUCUUCCACUCACAAAAAAUGACAAGAAAUAAAAAGAAAAAAGAGACAAUGUUUCAUAUUUUGUCUUCUACUCACCGCAACUCUAUUGAUGACCUAAUGAGUAAUGACUAAAGACUCUUUCUACAUAGUUCCAAUUCUGGUUAUUUUUGAAACGGAGGAAGAAAUUAUAUAUAUAAAUGAGGCAUACAUAGUUGAAGGUUGUUCGUUAUGCUGAUUGAUUAUCAUGCACAUGGUGCAAGUGGAUGAUAUAAGUAGAAAUGGGUUUCAUAGUGUUGUUUUUGCUAUUGGCUACACUAUGUUCUUCAGAGCUUGAAAAUAAUUCACAAGAGGAAGCCCUAUAUGCAUUGAAGUUAUCAUUGAAUGCUUCAAAAAAUCAGCUUACUAACUGGAAUAGAGACCAAGUUAGCCCGUGCACUUGGUCUAAUGUUUACUGUGACCCAAGUGGCAAUAUUUAUCAAGUUUCACUAGCAUUUAUGGGAUUUACAGGAUACUUGACACCAAGAAUAGGAGCAUUAAAAGGUCUUCAAACUCUUGUUCUAAAUGGGAAUGGCAUCACUGGAGGUAUACCAAAAGAAUUAGGAAACCUUACAAGAUUAGUCAGAUUGGAUCUGCAAAACAACAGAUUAACCGGUGAAAUACCCUCUUCCCUUGGUAACCUUAAAAAGCUUCAGUUCUUAACAUUGAGUCAAAACAACCUCAACGGAUCUAUUCCUGAAUCAUUAGCCAAUCUUCCAAGCCUGAUCAAUGUUCUUCUAGAUUCAAAUGAUCUCAGUGGUCAGAUUCCAGAAGGCUUAUUCAAUGUUUCUAAAUACAAUUUCACUGGAAAUAAGUUGAACUGUGGCAUGAAUUAUCGUAAACUUUGUGCAUAUGAUAUUGCAGACCAAGGUUACUCGAAAACUGCGAAAACUGGCAUCAUUGUUGGAAUAGUUUUAGGUUUGGUUGUUAUUAUUUGUCUUGGUGGUCUACUGUUCUUCUGGCGCAAGAGCUACAAGCGUGAUGUUUACGUAGAUGUUGCAGGUGAAGUUGAUGGGCGAAUUGCAUUUGGUCAGCUGAAAAGAUUUGCUUGGAGAGAACUGCAAAUAGCUACAGACAACUUUAGUGAGAGAAAUGUUUUAGGACAGGGAGGCUUUGGGAAGGUUUAUAAAGGUGUUCUACCCGAUGGCACAAAAAUUGCUGUUAAAAGGUUAACCGAUUAUGAAAGUCCCGGUGGAGAUGCUGCUUUCCAGCGUGAAGUUGAGAUGAUAAGUGUAGCUGUCCAUAGGAACUUGUUACGGCUGAUUGGGUUCUGUACGACUCCAACGGAGCGCCUAUUAGUCUAUCCCUUCAUGCAGAACCUAAGUGUUGCCUAUCGUCUUCGAGAACUUAAACCUGGGGAGGCUGUUUUGGAUUGGCCUACGAGAAAAAAAGUGGCUCUGGGAACAGCCCGAGGCCUAGAAUAUCUUCAUGAGCAAUGCAAUCCUAAGAUUAUCCAUCGGGAUGUGAAGGCAGCUAAUGUAUUACUGGAUGGAGACUUCGAGGCAGUUGUAGGAGACUUCGGUUUAGCAAAGUUAGUUGACGUUCGAAGGACUAAUGUGACAACUCAAGUUCGUGGGACCAUGGGCCACAUAGCUCCUGAAUACUUGUCCACUGGAAAAUCUUCAGAAAAGACUGAUGUCUUCGGAUAUGGAAUAAUGCUUCUAGAGCUUGUUACAGGUCAACGCGCAAUUGACUUUUCACGUUUGGAAGAGGAAGACGAUGUGCUGUUGCUUGACCAUGUUAAGAAACUUGAACGGGAGAAAAGACUAGAUGCUAUUGUUGAUCGCAAUCUGAAACAAAAUUACAAAAUAGAAGAAGUUGAAAUGAUUGUUCAAGUUGCAUUACUCUGCACACAAGCAUCACCAGAGGACCGACCAGCAAUGUCGGAGGUCGUGAGAAUGUUGGACGGAGAAGGACUGGCCGAAAGGUGGGAGGAAUGGCAACACGUAGAGGUCAACCGGAGGCAGGAUUACGAGAGACUGCAAAGAAGAUUGGGGUGGGGAGAAGAUUCAAUAAAUAACCAAGAUGCCAUUGAGUUGUCUGGUGGAAGAUGAUACGAUCAAUGAGGUCAUCAGUGUCUUUGUAGAACAAAAAAUUUCUGUUAUUAGAGUAUCCAAAUUACAAUCACACGUCAUAAAAUGUUGACAGCUGUGGUUGAAAAACAUGAGCCAAACCCAAAAAAUUUGGGGGCCAAACAAUGUAGUCUGUUUUAGUGAAUUACAGAAAUUCUUCCAUGUAAUUCCUUAAAGUAGUACAUGUGCAUAGAGCAAACCCUUGUGAGAAUGCAUGAGACUUUUCAACCAAAGCUAUGAACAUGACAUUUUGGAUCUUUC